AUGAGCAAUACCUUCGAUGACAAGACACAGGGGGCGAACGUGACGAAGAUGUUCCCAGAGCGGGUGAAGCAAAAAACAUUCCUAAUCGCCGGUCUCAAACGAGGCGAUCUCGCGGCCACAACGGCAGACGCCCUCGCCCACGGUGGCGCAAAGACCAUAAUAUACACGGGCCGCUCCAAGUCCGAACUGCAACCUGUGAUCGACCACAUCAACCGGAAAUACAAAACGGUCGAGAUGAUCUUUGUGACGGCCGAUCCGGGCAGCCUUAGUUCAUUCCGCGAGGCAGCUCAUACGAUCAAGACCCUGGGCGUGUCGAUCGACGGGUUCAUUGGGUUUCCCGAUGUCAUGGCUGUACCGUGGGAACUCACGGCGGACGGAGUCGAGUCUCAUUUCCAGAAGAACUACCUAUGUUAUUUCCUGCUGUUGAAUCUGCUGUGUGAUGUUAUGGGACAUCGGUCGAGAGUUGUUCUGGUUACGUCUAGUUUGCGGAAUGAGGCGCCUGCGCCCUCGUGGGAUGAUUUGGAGUUUGAGAAUGGAGAAAAUUACCACAGUCUCGAUGGAUAUUCGCAGUCGAUGCUCGCGAUCAUCUUGUUUAUCAAGUCUAUUGCGAAGAAGUAUCGCGGAUCGAUCGCUGCGUUUUCUGCAAAUCCUGGAAUUACCAAAACCAACGUUCAGACAUAUGUGGCAUGGGAUGAGAUCAAAUCCUGGCUGCAGCGAAAGAAAGAAGCCGGUGAGGAUAUACCGGUCCUUUUACAACAAGCGCCGAAAUCCCUUGCGCAGGGGAGUGCCACAGUGUUGCGUGGAUUGCUCGAUCCGGAGCUCGAAGGUGAGAUAACCAGAUAA
Penicillium hordei is the source of this 843-nucleotide messenger RNA. Its product is annotated as putative oxidoreductase, short-chain dehydrogenase/reductase family. Bases 1 to 843 code for a protein of 280 amino acids. NCBI's taxonomy places the organism in Eukaryota, Fungi, Ascomycota, Eurotiomycetes, Eurotiales, Aspergillaceae. The record is from RefSeq and is a predicted model, not a curated record. The transcript is spliced from 5 exons.